GGGUCAUAAACCCUGACCUAUAUCUAUCAGCACUGUCAACACCAUAAACCCUAGCACUUGGCACUCACUCAUGGACCCCAAAAACGUGAAAUCGGACCUGGUUCUCAUUCUCGAUUACGGUUCCCAAUACACCCACCUCAUCACUCGCCGCAUCCGCAGCCUCUCGGUGUUCUCCCUAUGCAUCUCCGGCACCUCCUCUCUUUCAACCAUCACCGACCUCAACCCCUCCGUCGUCAUUCUCUCCGGGGGCCCCCACUCCGUCCACACCCCGGACUCCCCCUCCUUCCCCGACGGCUUCCUCCAGUGGGCCCAUUCCAAUGGCGUCACCGUCCUCGGCAUCUGCUACGGCCUCCAGCUCCUCGUUCAGCGCCUCGGCGGCGACGUCCGCGUCGGAGACAAGCAGGAGUAUGGCCGCAUGGAAAUCUGCGCUGACAAACCCUCCGCGCUCUUCGGCCCCGAGAAAGUCGGUAAACGACAGGUCGUCUGGAUGAGCCACGGCGACGAGGCCGUCACGCUACCCGAUGGAUUCCAUGUCGUCGCCCGCAGCGACCAGGGCGCCGUCGCCGCCAUUGAAAACCCCUCCGCCAAGCUCUACGGCCUCCAGUAUCACCCUGAGGUGACGCAUUCGGAGGAAGGAAUGGAGACACUGCAGCGUUUUCUGUUUGAUGUUUGUGGUGUGGGAGCAGGGUGGAAGAUGGAGGAUGUGAUGGAGGAGGAGAUAAAGGUGAUUAAAGAAACGGUGGGGCCUGAUGAGCAUGUGAUUUGUGCUUUGUCUGGUGGUGUGGAUUCCACUGUUGCUGCUACUCUCGUGCAUAAGGCUAUUGGGGAUAGGCUUCAUUGUGUGUUUGUGGAUAAUGGGUUGCUUAGGUAUAAGGAGAGGGAGCGGGUGAUGGAGACUUUUGAGAAGGAUCUUCAUUUGCCGGUUGUGUGUGUUGAUGCCGUGGGUCAGUUUCUUACCAAGUUGAAAGGUGUCGUGGAUCCAGAGACUAAGAGGAAGAUUAUUGGGAAGGAGUUUAUUUGUAUUUUUGAUGCUUUUGCUCAGGAGCUUGAGGGGAAGCUGGGGAAGAAGCCUUCUUAUUUGGUUCAGGGGACGUUGUAUCCUGAUGUGAUUGAAUCUUGUCCUCCACCUGGGACCGGGAGAACCCAUUCCCAUACCAUUAAGAGUCAUCAUAAUGUUGGAGGCCUUCCAAAAGAUAUGAAGUUGAAGCUUAUUGAACCACUUAAGCUUCUGUUCAAGGAUGAGGUUCGUCAAUUAGGGAGGAUCUUGGAUGUUCCUGUGGCCUUUCUAAAACGUCACCCAUUCCCAGGGCCUGGUCUUGCAGUGAGAGUCCUGGGUGAUGUGACUGAAGGAAAUGCUUUAGAUAUUCUCCGACUGGUUGAUGAAAUUUUCAUUCAGUCAAUCAAGGAUGCUGGGCUCUAUGAUUCAAUAUGGCAAGCUUUUGCAGUUUUCUUGCCUGUUCGAUCGGUUGGAGUUCAAGGUGAUCAAAGAACACACUCCCAUGUUGUUGCUCUCAGAGCUGUUACAAGUCAAGAUGGAAUGACUGCUGACUGGUACUACUUUGAGCACAAGUUCCUUGACGAUGUUUCCCGAAAGAUCUGUAAUGGUGUCCGUGGUGUAAACCGUGUUGUGCAAGAUAUUACGUCAAAGCCACCAUCAACAAUUGAAUGGGAAUAGUAUCACAUUUUAUGGGUUUUACUUCACAAAAGUAGCGAGGUACUUUGAAGUUGUAUAUGCGCUAAGGCACUGGCUAUUUUCUUAUUUGGCUUUCAUGUCUUCUUCCUUGCGUGCCCUAUGGCUUGGAGGGAAGUUAUGGGAGGGGGAAUUUCUAGUGGAAUUAAUAUGAUUCUUAUGAUUGAAGUAGGAGUUGAGUGGAUCAUAACCAAAAUUAUUAUGAUCCCCCCCCCCCCCCCCCCAUGAAUCAAUUUUAUUAAUAUUAUAGUUUUUGAAGUCGAAGAUCAUGAACAAUGUAAUUGGAUUGAUGACAAAAAAUCUGAGACGCGAGAUACUCGUACUUUCUUUAAGGAUUUA
Glycine soja is the source of this 2029-nucleotide messenger RNA. RefSeq names its product GMP synthase [glutamine-hydrolyzing]-like. Gene Ontology annotation, cellular component: cytosol. Lineage: Eukaryota; Viridiplantae; Streptophyta; Magnoliopsida; Fabales; Fabaceae. The transcript has 5 exons. Bases 71 to 1675 code for a protein of 534 amino acids. Gene Ontology annotation, biological process: GMP biosynthetic process. The record is from RefSeq and is a predicted model, not a curated record. Gene Ontology annotation, molecular function: GMP synthase (glutamine-hydrolyzing) activity; GMP synthase activity; ATP binding.